Molecule: messenger RNA, 7322 nt
Organism: Nilaparvata lugens (brown planthopper)
Lineage: Eukaryota; Metazoa; Arthropoda; Insecta; Hemiptera; Delphacidae
Exons: 24
Coding region: 402-6779 (2125 amino acids)
Biological process (GO): termination of RNA polymerase II transcription
Cellular component (GO): cytoplasm; mRNA cleavage factor complex
Molecular function (GO): RNA polymerase II complex binding; mRNA binding
Source: RefSeq, a predicted model, not a curated record
UAACUGAACCGCGUGUUAUUCAUAGUUUAGUGCAGAUUUGCCAGUAUGUUAUGUGAUUACAGUUUAAUUUGUUAGUAAUUAGUAGUAUUUUUUGUAGUUGUAAACAUCAAUUAACAGCUGUUCACAUAGCAAAUUAGUCAGGUGGUUUUGAUAGAGUUUUGUUUUAUCAAUUUGGUCGUCUUCUUUGAAAUUUUUUCCACUGUUUGAAGUUGGAGGGAGUAUAAAGUGAAUAUCAUUUUUGAUAGUAGACUAUUGUGAAUUAGGUUUAAAGUUGAUGUAGAUUCAAAAUAGUGUGAUAUUUGGUAGAUUUAAAUCUAAAAUUUUGAAUAUUGUAGGCCUAGUUUGUGAAAAAUUGAAGUGAUAGUAAAAAGUUGAAGUGACAUAUUAUUGGAGGAGAGUUUAUGGUGUUGUACAUGACAUGGAGGUGUAGUGUGAGUGAGAGAGACCCGGUGACCAAGAUGGUUAGCAAAGGGGUGUACCCCACCCCAUCGUCGGCCUCCUCCUCCAACUCUUCUUCGUCCUCGUCGUCAGCCGGUGGCUACACCAUAAUGGAGCCGGACCCUCCGCUCAGCAUCAAGGAGGUGGACGCCAUGAAGGAAUACGCCUCCUCGCUCGAGGACCUCACCAUGAACAGCAAGCCGCUCAUCAAUAUGCUCACUAUGCUCGCCGAGGAGAACCGCGAGCAGGCUCGAGCCAUUGUGCUCGCCAUCGAACAUCAUUUGCGCAAGGUGCCCGCAGACGUGAAACUGCCUGUCUUGUAUUUGAUCGACUCCAUUUACAAAAACGUUGGAAGUCCCUACAACACGCUCUUCAACCAAAAUAUCGUUCAGAUGUUUUGCGGCGUUUUUGAAAAGGGAGAUGAGAAAACUAGAAUGCAGCUAUUCAAACUGCGCACCACUUGGAACCAGAUGCUGCCGCCUCCCAAGCUGUAUGCCCUCGAUGUGCAUGUGAACAACUUUGACCCAGCCUGGCCCGUGCAACAGCUCUCCACCAUUCACGUCAAUCCAAAGUUCCUGCACACACAGGGUGGUACUGCUACCACCACAGCUGCAGGCAGCACAGUUACCCCCACCACGACCACGGCCAGUCCGUACCCCGCCGCCACGCAGCCAACCACCACAGACGCCCCCCCGCCCGCCGCCGCCGCCGCUAAGCCGGACGCCGAACAGGCGGCCAUUUUGCGCGAGAAUCUGCGAAAAAAGCAGAAAAAGUUGCUCGAAUUGCGCCAGAAAAAGUUGGAACUUGAGCUGCUGCAGACCAAGGAAAAGUUGCGAGAACAGGAGCUGUUGCAACAGCAGCAGGCUAACGAUAAAACAAAGCAACGCCGAAGUUCGAAGCACAGUGGGACUUUGUCGUCGAGUGGGACUUCAUCGUCCAGCUUGUCGUCCACGGGGACUUCGUCGAGUGUGACUUCAUCCUCCAGUGGGACUUUGAUCUCCAGUAAGACUUGCAGCAUCAAUGCGGCAGAGCUGGAGAAGCAGAGGACCAGACUGUCGCAACAGUUGAAACAGGAGCUGAAAGCUAUCAAAACGUCCGUCUCUCAGUCGUCCGCUUCAAUCGCUAAUCUCGUUACCGCUAAGGUGACACCAACCACCGUAGAGACAAGCACUGUUCCCACACCCCCCAGCACAACAUCAGCUGUCACCAAACCCCAGCCAGCCGCUAUGCCAGCUACUGUAACGCCAGCUGUGAUGCGAAUCGCUCCAGUCAGCAGUCAGCUGAUUUCGGCAGCUGUUAAGCGCGGAGCAACGCGCGAUCCUCGUCUGAUGCGAGCUGCGCAAGCUGAAUCAGCUGUGAAACAACAACCGCCAGCUGUGACGGCAUCUAAAGCGGCAACCAGUGUUGUGACGUCAUCUAAAACAUCUAAUGUGACGACUUCAUCUAAAAUGACAACGUCUAGUGUCGUGACGUCACCUCCAACUAAACCAACGGUGUUAUCUCCGUUGAAAAACGCCGCCUCAGUGACGUCAUCAAAGUCGGGCAGUAAGUCACCCUCGAAGGGUGUUAGUGUGACGUCGUCAAGUGUGCCAAAAUCUGGUGCGGUGACGUCAUCAAGUAGUGUGACGUCAUCGUCGAAACAAAGUUCUGAAUCGGGUGACGAGAUUCCGGCAGCGAAAAAGUCACGGACUAGUGGUGGGGGAACAACAGCUGAUAAAUCGUCGUCAAGGUCAAAGUCGUCCUCAAGGUCGUCGGAAUCAGCUGGUGGCAAGCAUCAUCAUCAUCAUAGUCAUCACCAUGAGAAGCAUCAAAAGCCGGAAAUUGCGGCCCCAGCAGCUAAAAUGAUCGAUACGGUUACAGAAAAAGACACUUUAGAUUUAGUUAAGAAGGAGGAGCCCCGCCCCCGGAGUCCUGCCCCGCCCCCGCCAGCUGUGGACCAAUCACAGGAGUUGGCUCCGCCUCCAGCCGCGCCUCGAAUUGGUCAGUUGCCAGUAGCUCCGCCCCUCGGCCAGGGAAAGCGCCUAUCGGAGGAGAGAGACGUGCCCCCACCUCCCAAGAAGACAAAGGUCAUGAGUACCAAACCUGUGGAUCGAUUCGAUGAACUCUUUGGAGACAGCAACGAAGCCAUCCCACAGACACCACCUCCCCCGUCCAUAACCGAGGCCGAACUGAAGUCAACUCCCGAGCAGACAUCAGCUGACAGCCAAGUGGCGCCACUAACGCCUCUAGCGGCCGACGACGGAACUAACAGAAACAGCGGACGUUGGAGCAAGUACAAGGCUCACAGGCAGACUUCGGUCACCACCGACCCUUAUCCGAAGAGUAACAGCAAAAUGGAGACCAAUAAGGACACUGAUAGGCUGGGGAGACCGUUGUUGUACAAGCAUGGUGGAUUGGCGGCCAAAGACAGACGUAACUCGCUACGCGCGGGCAUUGGAGGAGCUGUUCUGGAGCAUUUGGCCGAACAAGACGACUGUGGAGCAGGAGAGGGGGAUGAUAGUGAGGGAAGUCGCUCCCCCCCUGCUGAGGAUGGGGCAGGCUGCUCAUAUAUCUUGCAACAGGCUGAAGAGCAGUUCAAAAAUGGAACACUGUCCUCCACUCAGUAUAAUCAGAUUUUGAAGGAGAUGAUCUCAAUAAACGAGCUGAAGAAGUUGGAUGAAGCGAGACGGAAGGAGGAGAGAGAAACUCGCCGCUCGCGACGCAAGUACCGCCAUCACCAGAAAAUCAGCCAAUCAGAGGAGAGCACCGCUCAACCCGAUCAGCCAAUCACAGAGCAGAACAAGCUGCCAGUAGCUGAAUCUCUAAACGGUGACAAUAAGACAGAGCACGACAUGGAUAUCAGUGCCGACGAAGACAGUGAAUCCCUAAAAGGACGAGAGGAAGAGAGAAGAGGUGAUAAAGUGGAGGUAAAGGAAGAGACGAAACCCGAUUACGAGCCGCUGCAACCUCCUCCCAUGCCUCCCGCCUUUGUCUCGCGAAGAUCCAGCGAAGAGGAGGAGGGAGAGAGUACGAAGGUGGAGCAAGAGGAGGAAGUGAGAGAGAAGGAGGAGGAAGAUGUGGAAACGAAGAAGGAAUUGAUGCCAACCAAACAGGAUGUGGAUAACCGGUUAGGGUUUGCAGGAAUGGGCUUGGCAGCCCUGUCUCCUCCGCAAGAUGGCGCCGGCAAUUUCCCGCCAGUUAUCAACUCUUCGAAGGACAUUGACCUACGAAUCGGUCUGCCUCAGAGGCCCCUAGUUGGGGCACGCCCCCUGCCUGAAGUUGGCCCCGAAUCGGCGGUGCCAGCUGCUGUGGCUAGGGGCAAGAAAGGCCCCCCUCUGCCACCGUGGGGUCCCGGCGCGCCCCCUGGGGCACCCUGGAUGAUGCAGGCGCCCCUUCCGUGUUGGGGGGGCCCCAUGCCACCCGCUAUUCCCCCCGGUUUGGCCCCCAUACGACCGCCGCCCAUGCCGCCACAAGUUAUGUUCGAACCGGACACAAACACCAGGUUAAUUCGGCCACUACCACGCCCCAUCCCGCCCCCGCAACAGCUGUUAGCCGGCAGUGGCCCCCCUCCAGCUGGCCUCCCUCCAGCUGGCCCCGUGGACCUGCCGUCAGCUGAUCUGAGUGUGCUGGAGGCGAUAGCCGACGACACCAUGAAGUCGAUCGAGAUAGACGGCAUGCCGCGCGACAUUCGCUACUACGGCACAACAGCCGUUGUCUUCCUGGCCUGGGAUGACCCCCGCGAGAUCCUCUUCCAGGCGACCGGGCCCCGCAAGUUGAUCAUCGACGACCGACAAACGGUCACCUUGGAUUUCAAUGCGCCAUUCAAGGAUGUGGUCAUUGGUGGAGAGGUUUAUCCUGUACGCCUAGGAGGCCCCACGCGUGAGCUGUACGUCGGCUCCCAGUUUUACCAGGUGCUAUUCGGCGGCCCCCCAGUGAGCGUCGCCCUAGGCGCCAAUGAUCGCCUGCACAAGUUGCAGCUGGAAGGACCUCCGCCCCAGGUUCGAAUCGGGGUGCGUAGACGUGACCUCUGCCUCGGCCGGAUCACACUGUUUGUGGACGCCCGUCAUCAGUACACCAUCUACUUGGACCCCAAGCCGCAGCGCUUCGAUAUGGACGGGGUGCCGCAUAUUAUUCGGUUUGUCGAGGCGUUGGAGACUACUGUUAUUAACGGGGUGCCUUUCAAGUUUGAAUUUGGCGGGCUGCCGCGACCAAUCCAGUCGCGCGGCAAGAAGCACUACAUUAGGCUGACCAGUCUGCCGCAGGGUGUAGUGCCCGGCUAUGUCAGCAUAUUCGGCAUGGAGGGAGGCCGAAGGGGGGCCACUGUGCCCCCGGGAGGCAGGCCCCUGCCGCAGCGAGCGGGCGGAGUGCCCCCGCAUCUGUUGGGGCCUGAGCAUGCCAACAGUCAGGGCAGCGAGACUAACAUUUCGCCUACGAAUGGAAAUUCGCCACGUGAAGACUUUUUGCAAGACGAUCAUUCUAUGCCGAUGAUGGACCCAGAGGCUGCCUUGAUGGAGCCACCCAAACAGUUCAGGAAACACAUCAGUCCAGCAAAAGCAAACCCUCUGGACGUGUUGAGUACCCUGUUGGCUCCAGCGGCCACCGCUCCAGUCUCUGGAUUCAGUUAUUCGCUGGAGAAGGAGUCGGCAUCAUCGUCCACUUAUCAACCUGCUCUUACCACUGAUCCAAAUGCAAGCAAACCAAAGCCACCGAACCCUAGCGGAGGAAGCAAUCUACUGGGUGACCUGAACAUACAAGAGCUGUUCCAAAAAUUGGUGGCUACCGGCAUAGUGCCAACCAAUCAGAACGCAGCAGAGGCGAGUGGAGGGGGAACAGCGGCGACCAAUCAGAGCACAGCAGCUGGUGGUGGUGGGGGAGCGGCGACCAAUCAGGAGAAGGCAGUGCCGGAUGGUGACCAAUCAGACAACAGUAUGGAUUGCUCGCACAUUGACAUCACACCGUCUACUGACAAAAUGGAGUUUGUCGAUUUCGCCAAGCCUCAUACGCUCAGAGUUCGCCAACCAGCCAUGAUAUCGCAGCUCUACUCGGGCAUCCAGUGCAGCUCGUGUGGAGUGCGGUUUGCGCCUGCGCAGACAAUCAAGUACAGUCAGCAUCUUGACUGGCAUUUCAGGCAGAACAGACGCGAGAGAGACGCCAGUCGAUUGCAGGUGAUGAGUCGCACCUGGUACUAUGACCUCUCCGACUGGACGCAGUUCGAGGAGAUUGAGGAUAUCGAGGAGAGAGCGCUGAGCUGGUUCGACACACACAUCCUGGGCGGGGAGGAUGGAGAGAAGGGUGCGGAUGGUGAGGAGGGCACCGAGGACGCAGCGGAUGUGCCGAGUGCCGCCUGUGAGUCGGGUGCCGUCGACGUCAAGUGCCAGCUGUGCCACGACCGGUUCGACAUCUUCUACAACGAGGAGAAGGAAGAGUGGCACGUGAGGCGGGCCGUCAAGCAGGAGAACGGUUACUAUCAUCCGCUCUGCUGGGACGAUCAUUUGGCAUCACUGAAAACCCCGCCCCCAGAGCUGGAAGAGGUGGAGAAGCAGGAGCCGAUAGACAGCAUCACAAUAGACGAAGACGACUCGGAAGAAGGCGUGAAGAAGGAGAGCGAAGAUGGAGUGAAGAAGGAGGAAGAGGAUGAUGAUGAUGACGUCAUCAUUCAGGAGCCCGAACACAAGAUGGAGAUCAUCGAACUGCUCAAGGAUGAUGAUGAAGAGGAGGAAGAGGAGGAGAGGAGUAGGAUGAAGGAGGAGGGAGACGAGAGUAGCUCGAAACUGUCCAGCGAUAAGAAGGAUAGUGACGACGGCGACUCGAUGAAACCAACCGACUUCCACUCUAUUCUGCGCAACAUUAAGAAGGAGAAGAUGGACGUGGAAGAGGUGGUGGAUGCUGACUCAGCAUCAGGUGAGCAGGAGGUCAUUGACCUGGAUGCCACUGCUAGGAGAGGGGAUGGAGACGGCGAGUUGGAAGGGGAAGCAGAGGAGGAUCUUCUCAUCAACCGACCUCCGCCUGUUGUCGAUACUACUCAAGUCAAGGUGGCCUGCUCCAUAGACGGCAACGUAGAGCUGGACGACAGUGGCGCUGCCAACAUGUUAGCGGCUCCCUCCAAAAUCAAAAUCAACAUUUCCAAGGUGAUAGUGGCCCCCCCGGCUGUGGCCCCCUCACCCCCACGGGUUCCCACGCCGCCCCACCACCCCCCUGUCGUCGUGGUGCCCCCCAUUGUGGAGGACCUCCAGCCCCCACCUCCAGGCGAGGAGCCAGUCUCGCUAAGGCCGCUCAAGCCGCGUCUAAUCGGACACAAGCUGGAAGAUUUGCCACCCGUUACAAAAGGCAACGAACUAUCGGGGUUGUGUUCUAUCAUGUAGUUCGGAUUAACGGGAUUCAUCUAUAUGUAAAACAUUAGAGAAAAUAUCUAUGGUAUAUUUUCUCUAUGGUUAACCUCCUCAUGUAUUUGAGAAGUAGAGUUAAACCCCGAUUAAUCGGACAGUAACUGAUGGGCUCACAGACUCCUAGUAGAGAGACCGAACUAUCGGGAUUGUGUUCCAUCAUGUAGUCCGGAUUAACGGGAUUCAUGUGUAUAAUGUUGUGUAUAUUAACAUGUAGGAAUGAGAUUCUUCAUGUAUUGAGACUGUACAGUUUUAAACCCCGAUUAAUCGGACACAAACUGAUAGGUUGACAGCCUUUUAGUAGGGGGAUCGAUCUAUCGGGGUUGUAUUCCAUCAUCUAGUACGGAUUAACGGGAUUCAUGUAAGUAGAACUCUGGUUCUUUGUGUAUUUGAGGUGGAGUUAUUCGUAAUUCACAGUUAAACCCCGAUUAAUCGGACACAAACUGUAGAUUUACAACCUGUUACAAGGGGAACGAACUAUCGAGGUUGUGUUCUUUCAUAUAGUUUGGAUGACUGGAUCAA